Aspergillus sclerotioniger CBS 115572 is the source of this 1681-nucleotide messenger RNA. RefSeq names its product gluconeogenesis factor YvcK family protein. Gene Ontology annotation, molecular function: LPPG:FO 2-phospho-L-lactate transferase activity. The record is from RefSeq and is a predicted model, not a curated record. The transcript has 2 exons. Lineage: Eukaryota; Fungi; Ascomycota; Eurotiomycetes; Eurotiales; Aspergillaceae. Bases 110 to 1642 code for a protein of 510 amino acids.
AUAGAUAAGGGAUUCGUGGCAUCUUCGUCCAACAUGUAGCCCUGCAAAUCCUCUUCUCCACGGGACCCAUUCUCCAUCCUCCAUCUAUUUAAUUACUUACUCCCCAACCAUGUCAACCGGCCCAGCCCCCAACCGGGGCCUGGUGGUUUUCUCCGGCGGCAGUGCCGCGAAUAACCUCGUCGACGUCUUCCACUCCGUCCGCGAAAGCAAACACUGUCCCCUCAGCUACAUCAUCCCCAUCAGCGACAAUGGAGGUUCCUCAUCCGAGCUGAUCCGCAUCUUCGGCGGUCCUGGCAUUGGAGACGUCCGCAGUCGACUGGUACGAUUAAUCCCCGACUCGCCUCCCAAUUCCGAACGCGCCGCCAUCAAAGCCCUCUUCAACCACCGGCUCUCCGCCGAUGCCACGCGCGCCCAUGCCGAAUGGCACUCCAUCGUCGACGGCACCUCCAGUCUCUGGACGGCCAUCACCCCCGCCAAACGCGAACUCACCCGUUCAUUCUUCAACCUCCUGAACCUGGAAAUCCUCAAACGCGCCCGUCCACCCUCCUCCACCUUCGACUUCACCUCCGCCAGCGUCGGCAAUCUCUUCCUCACCGGCGCCCGCCUCUUCAGCGGCAGCUUCGAAAGCGCCAUCUACCUCCUCGGCAGCAUCUGCGGCGUCCCCUCCGACCUCGUCCGCGUCAUCCCCGCCAUCAACUCUAACUUCUCCCACCAUAUCUCCGCCUCCCUCGCUAACGACGACAUCAUCGUCGGCCAAAAUAGCAUCUCUCACCCUAGUGAACCAACCGCCCUUCAACCCUCCCGUCGUCGUCCAAGCCUGCUUCUCGCUGAUGGUCCGGACCCGGAUUACCUCUCCUCUUCCACCCCUACCCCAAUCCCAACCCCAUCCCACGAAGACCUCGAAGACGAAAACGAAGACCAUCCCCCGGGCUCCCUCCCAACCCUCCGCAACAAAAACAUCCGCUUCAACAAAUCCGAAACAGAGGACCUUCCCUCCCGAAUCACCCGGAUCUGGUACAUCAACCCCUAUGGUCAGGAGAUCCGCCCCCCGGCUAACCCCCGCGUCCUGGAAGCUCUGAACGACGCCCAAGCAAUCAUCUACAGUAUUGGGUCCUUGUAUACAUCUAUUAUCCCGUCGUUGAUUCUCCGUGGCGUCGGCCAAGCCAUCGCUACCGGCCCUGCCCGGCAUAAGAUCCUGAUUCUUAAUGGAUCGUUGGAUAGGGAGACGGGGCCGACGGGGUAUACGGCUGCGGAUUUUGUGGAUGCGAUUGCGAGGGCCGGGCAGGAGAGUCGUGGGGUGGGGGUUGGGGUUGGGUUGCGGAGGGGGGGCGAAGAGGGAAAUGGUGGUGGGUUACCGUAUUCGGCGUAUGUGACGCAUGUUUUGCAUUUAGAAGGCCCGGGGACGCCGUUGGUGGAUCGGGAGAGAUUGGCGGAGAUGGGGAUUGAGACGUUGAGGUUGUAUGGGAGGAAGAUUGGGGAUGGGGAGGUGGCGGUUGGGAUGAGGUAUGAUUCGACGGCGUUGGUUCAGGCGUUGGAGGUGGUGUUGGGCCGGAAGGGCGAUGCCAUUUUGCGUGGUGCAAGGGAGGGUACGGGGUUGAGUAGGAGGAAUACUCUGGAUCCUGGGAGGAAGAGGGGUGAAUAGGUACGUAGAUAGGGGAUAUUUUGGGUACUGGUAUUUACA